Molecule: messenger RNA, 3210 nt
Organism: Coregonus clupeaformis (lake whitefish)
Lineage: Eukaryota; Metazoa; Chordata; Actinopteri; Salmoniformes; Salmonidae
Product: serine/arginine repetitive matrix protein 2
Exons: 8
Coding region: 139-2805 (888 amino acids)
Biological process (GO): negative regulation of DNA-templated transcription; positive regulation of DNA-templated transcription
Cellular component (GO): nucleoplasm
Source: RefSeq, a predicted model, not a curated record
UCACCCGCCAGCUACUUCAAAGCAAGCAAGCAAGCAAGCGAACGAAUGAGUUAAUGUUUGUGUUGACAUUUGGUCGUUUCCCUGAUAAGUAUUGAUAUCUAGUAUUAAUUUAAUUGCCGUGAUCGUUUGUCGGCUAUAAUGUUUCGUGGUUUUCUUAAUCCCGGAGAAUUUCCCCGGGGCCCUGCGCCGUUAGGCCACCCACCCCAUGUACAGCCACCCGGUCCCAGCUACGGAGGGCCCUUUGGCCCGCCACCCGAAGUUCCACCGCAUAGACACUUACCUCCUGGACCUUGUCAUCCCUUCUUACCUCUUGGAACGGGAAGUGAAUACCUCCACAGGCCCAUGAGGGAGCAUUAUAUCAAUACUCCACACUGCAGCAGUUACUCCAUUGACCGCAGCACAGUGAUCAGUCUGGGUAGUCAACAGAUUCUCCCACCAGACACACGGCAUCUUCAGAUGCCACAGUGGCCCACCGACCCUUUGGAACCACGCCAAAGAGACAUGAGUGAGAACUUGACGGCUGGUGAAGAAUUCCUCAGAUGCCUUGCAGCUAAUAAGCCAGUCCCUGACUUCCUCAAAGGAGUCAACCUGUUGGACGCAGGGAAGGAGGUCAAAGCACCAGGUGUACCAGAAGACCGGGGUUAUGAGAGGCAGAGACUCCGGAGCAAAUCUCGCAGUCCAGCGAAGGAAAGCAGGGGCAGGAGCAAGAGCCGAGCUAAGUGCCAGGUAAGAAGCAAGAGCCGUCUGCGCAGCAGAAGUCGUACCCGAGGGAAAAGCCGGGCAAGAAGCAAAAGCCGACCGAGGAGCAGGAGUCGCAGUUGUGGAAAGAGCCAGGCCAGAAGCAAGAGCCAGGCCAGAAGCAAGAGCCAGGCCAGAAGCAAGAGCAAGGCUCGUAGUAGGAGCCGUAGCCGAGGGAAAAGUCGGGCAAGGAGCAAAAGCAGAUCAAGGAGUAGGAGUCGCAGCCAUGGAAAGAGCCGGGGUAGAAUAAACCAUCACUCAGACCACAGGGACAAAAGGAGCCCCAGUCGGAGCUGUAGCGGCAGUAUCAGUAAUCACUCCUCCGCACACAAUGACCUGCUUGAGGGCCUCAAACGGGUUAUGAACAGCAAGCAACUGGAGGACAGUAUGCCUUCCAUCAAGAAUGCCAUUCUCACAAUACAGGCCAAUAACUUUAGUAAAGAUAUCCAGAGCAGCAGAGCAAUCCAGAGCAGCAGCCUUCCAGGUGGACCAGUCUUGGCCAGCAGACAGGAAUUUCUUCAAGUAUCAGAUGGGCCUAUGCCAGUCAGUAGACAGGGUGUUCCACAGAUGAGACGGGAGGAGACCGACAGCAAUCUUCUCCCCCACGAGAGGGUGGGCUGUGACUUCUCCUGGCUGCAGGGCACCAGGGAGGUCUCGCCUGUUCAGAAGCCGGAGGAGGUCGAGGAUGAGGAGGACUUCCUCUAUGGGAAUGAGGAUAUCCAGCCAAAACAACACCCUGCCACCCUGCCUUUCGCACAGUCCACAUCCAUUACCCAGCAGAGCGAUGCAGAGAUCUCCCCGGCAGGCCCACCCUACUAUCAAAGCCAGCCUUUGUUCGGGAACCAUGGUGAAAUCCAGGUGCUCAAGAUGCCUUCUCAACCAGUCCAGUCCAGUGUGAGGCCUGAGAAGAGGGUACAGCCUGUUUCUGCUCCUGAUGUGAAGCCCGCCCCCACUGUGAAGGAAUGUGAGAAGUACAAGACUAUUUUGAAGAACAUUGGUCUGAAUUUGGGCACGGCAGAGAUCAGUAAGAUGAUGAGCAAGCUGCAGCAACAGAAGGAGGGGAAGAUGCCAGAGCAGAAGAGGGAGGAGAAACUGCUGUCACCAGCACCAGCGAUUCCUAUUGUAGUUGGGGCAUCACAGGAGCCCAGACUGGCCUCGCCAGCAUUCGGGGCAGCACCAAUACGACAAGCACUGGAGUCUUUACAGUCCAUUAUUAAAGCAACAAGGGAGAAAAGGGCCAAUAGUGAUCCACAUGAUGGCAACCAUUCCCAGAGGAGUUCAGACAAACAGAAGAGCAAAGAUGACGAUGAGAGUCAUCAGAGGAGAUCAAGACAUGACCAAAUGAAAAGGAAAGAAAUUCUUGUGAAGGAACUGGAGGAAUUGCUAAUGCAGGAUGGGUCUACCUUUCUAAUUCCUGUCAUCGGGUUCUACUGCCAGAAGUGUGAGGAGUUCUUUGGAGACCUGACCACUGCUGAGGGCCAUGCAGCAACCCACAGGCGGAAUGAGCCUAGCAUGCAUCAGCAUGGAGACAGACGACCUGGAGAGGACAGAGGACACCCUAGCCAUCACAGCAGAUACCUCCUGGCCCCAGAGCAGAGGGACCAGAGAGACCCAAGAGAUCAGAGGUAUCCUGAGCACCAGAGGGAUCAGAGGCACCCUGACCUUAAACGCAAACUAGAUGAGGGCCCAAAGGGUUACAGGAACGACAGGGAGAAGAUCUACGUGAAAGAGGAACGACCUGGAAGCCCCAGGAUAAAGAUGACGAUGGUCUGCGGGCACACCCCACCAGGUUUGCAGAAGGCCAGGGGGAGAGAGGAGGGGAGAGUGGAUAAGGGCUCUUGUGCUGCUUCCUCUGACCCUGCCAGUGGGAAACAUGGUAGAGUCAAACUGGAGGAGAUGGAGACCAAAGGAAAUCCCACAGUGGAAGUAUGUGACAAAAAGGACAAAGAUAAAGGAGAAAGCAGUUCCAGCAGUGAUGACGAGAAAGGCAAAUCUCCUAAAGGCAACAAAAAUAAGAAGAAGAAGAAAAAGAAGAAGAAGAAGAAGAAGAAGAAGGAAAAGGAUUAGAAUAAGUAAUAGCUGCUGUACUGCAUGUCCUGGAUUGAUUGUAUCUCUGGAGGACCUGGCCUUGGGUCAUUGUUUGGCAUCAUUGCAGCUGUUUUCAGAAGUUGGAGCUUUUAAAGUUAGAAAUAAACAAUAUUCCUCUGAUUUUUUUCUCUCCUUUUGGGGUUGUCCUUUUUUCAACAAACUGUGUUCCUCUGUGUUGCAGCAUUUAUCAUGUCCAGAAUCGUUUUGCUGCCAGCUACUGAUCCCAUUGUUCAGACCUUUAGUUACUGUAAAUAUUUAUUAAACAACCCUCUUAUAUUGGGCCAUGGCCACUUUUGUGUAUAUUUCACUUGGUUCAACCUUGAUUUAGUGCUGCAAAUAUGAUCAAAUUUAUUUUCGCAAUUUAAAGGUCAACUGCCAUUUGAA